Molecule: messenger RNA, 3371 nt
Organism: Trifolium pratense (red clover)
Lineage: Eukaryota; Viridiplantae; Streptophyta; Magnoliopsida; Fabales; Fabaceae
Product: SPX domain-containing membrane protein At4g22990-like
Exons: 10
Coding region: 202-2166 (654 amino acids)
Biological process (GO): transmembrane phosphate ion transport from cytosol to vacuole
Cellular component (GO): plant-type vacuole membrane
Molecular function (GO): transmembrane transporter activity
Source: RefSeq, a predicted model, not a curated record
AUAUAAAUUAAUCUUAUUAUUGUUGGCGACACAUGCUGUGCUGUGCUCGGUGUUUAUCUCGUGCUGACUGCUGAGUCUCUGUUUUUCUGUUUAGUUUAUAUAUAAGCUUCUUCAGAAAAAUUAGGAGAGAAUAUAAAAUCGAAGCUGAAAACCGCGUUUUCUACUCAUAAGCUGGAAAGUUGCAACUGAUCACCGGAAGAGAUGGUUGCCUUUGGGAAAAAGUUGAAAGACAGACAAAUUCAAGAAUGGCAAGGAUAUUACAUAAACUACAAACUCAUGAAGAAGCGAGUAAGGCAAUAUGCACAACAAAUUGAACAGGGAACUCAAGAUCGGCGGCAUGUUCUCAAGGAUUUCUCACGAAUGUUGGAUAAUCAGAUUGAGACGAUUGUGCUUUUCCUAUUGGAGCAACAAGGGCUUUUGGCAAGUAGGAUAGCAAAGCUUGGAGAGGUGCAUAAUAAUUUGCAGGAGGAGCCUGAAAUAAACAAAAUAACUGAACUGCGAGAAGCUUAUAGAGCAGUGGGACAAGAUCUAUUAAACCUGCUCUAUUUUGUAGAGAUCAACGCUAUUGGCUUGCGUAAGAUAUUGAAGAAGUUUGAUAAACGCUUUGGUUAUAGAUUCACUGAUUACUAUGUCAAAACUCGUGCAAAUCAUCCUUACUCCCAGCUGCAACAAGUGUUCAAGCAUGUGGGAUUAGGUGCUGUUGUGGGAGCCUUAUCUCGCAAUCUUCAUGAGCUUCAGGAUCGUCAGGGGAGCUACUUAUCGAUUUAUGAUCAGCCCUCUCUUCCUCUCCAGGAUCCUGUCGUUGAUUUGAUAAAUGCAGCUGUUGAUAGGUUAUCCAACUCAACAAACUUUCUUAACUUUAUGGCACAACAUGCACUCAUUAUGCACGAUGAACUUCCUACCCCUUCGGAGGAACAUGUUGACGAUGAAAGAUACCAUUUUAUGUCUCUUCUGCUGAACUUGGCAAACACAUUUUUGUAUAUGAUCAACACAUAUAUCAUUGUUCCUACAGCAGAUGAUUACUCUACAAGCCUUGGUGCUGCACCAACGGUUUGUGGUAUUGUUAUUGGGGCAAUGGCUGUGGCACAGGUGUUUUCUUCUGUGUAUUUCAGUGCAUGGUCAAACAAGUCAUACUUUAGACCUCUUGUAUUCAGCAGCAUAGCACUUUUCAUCGGAAACAUCUUUUAUGCAUGUGCAUAUGAUAUUCAUUCAAUAUGGAUUCUCUUAAUUGGUCGUCUUUUUUGUGGAUUGGGUUCUGCCAGAGCUGUUAACCGGCGUUACAUAAGUGAUUGUGUUCCACUUAAAAUCCGCAUGCAAGCAUCAGCUGGUUUUGUCAGUGCCAGUGCUCUUGGAAUGGCAUGUGGUCCUGCAUUAGCUGGCAUACUUCAGACCAAUUUUAAGAUUUACAACCUUACAUUUAAUCAAAAUACUUUACCCGGGUGGGUUAUGGCUAUUGCUUGGAUGGUAUAUCUAGUAUGGUUAUGGAUCUCUUUUAAGGAACCUUCUCAUGAUGUUGAGGAGAAUCAGACACCAAAUCAGUCAAAUGAUGCAGCAGAAAAUGGUGCACUAGAAAAAGGCCUAAAACAACCAUUAUUAAUUACUUCGGAUGAUAAGGUAGAUGAAGACAAUGACCAAGAUUAUGAUGAUAGUGAGGAAGCUCCAGAGGAAUCUCGCCUACCAGCCAAUUCAAUUGGAGAGGCAUACAGACUCCUUACACCUUCUGUAAAGGUUCAGUUAUUGAUAUAUUUCAUGCUUAAAUAUGUAAUGGAGAUUUUACUAUCUGAAUCUAGUGUCGUCACAACAUACUACUUCAACUGGACAACCAGCACAGUUGCUGUUUUUCUUGCUUGCCUUGGCUUGACAGUUCUUCCUGUAAACAUUGUUGUUGGAAGCUACAUAAGCAACAUGUUUGAGGACAGGCAAAUUCUGUUGACAUCAGAAAUUAUGGUCUGCAUCGGAGUUUUACUCAGCUUCCAUGUAAUCAUUCCAUAUACUGUGCUACAAUACGUUUGUUCGGGUCUCCUUUUAUUUGUUUCUGCAGAAGUACUAGAAGGUAAUCUCUUAUUUUUCUUUACAUAUGGUAUUAUAGCCAAUAUACAGCAUGCUGUUAAAUAUUUAAUACGGAACCGGGCAUCUGUUUUUUACUGUUGUGAUAGUAAAGGUUGAACUACAAUUGUUGACGACUUCGACCUUUCUGCUUUUAAAAUUAAGGGAUGAGACACUUCAUUGUAUGACUAAUGUGCUGCCGCUGUAUAUAUUAAGCUGCAUGGAAAAUGCAGAUACCUAUGCUGAUAAUACCGUAUUGUUAGGUUUUGAGAAAACGUUUUGAUUUAAGGAGAUUACUUCUGAAUAUACGAAACUGACACAUUAAUUUCAACAUGUUUAUAUUUCAAAGAUUUUUACAGUAAAUAGUUAAAACUUAAAACAGUUGUGUUUAUUGUUUUGGCACAAAUAUGAAGAAAACGAAAAACCUCACUGUCUAUUUCAAAAAUCUCUCAACUUUAUCGUUGUGAUGUAAAUGGGAAAUGGACAAUGUAAUCAUUUUCUUGCUAAGCAAGCACAGAUAUUCGAAAGAGUUAAAAGAUGUUGUAGUUAGUUAAUUGAUCUGUAUGACCUUUUUGACAGUAUAUAUCAUUGAUUCCAGGUGUCAACUUGUCACUACUUUCACGCGUCAUGUCAUCAAGGCUUUCUCGCGGAACAUACAAUGGCGGCCUUCUAUCCACUGAGGCCGGAACAAUCGCUAGAGUAAUUGCUGAUGCUACCAUUACCUUAGCUGGAUUUUUGGGUCAGAGUAGCCUCCUUAAUGUCACCUUGCUUCCUUCACUCAUCAUUUCAGUAUUCUCUAUCAUGGCAACCUGCUAUACCUACAAUUCUUUAUACUGAUUUCUAUCCAACGAAUGCUCUUUUUCAACUAGACCUCUUUCUUUUGUCAAUCAAGCUCAACAACAUUUGGCAGAGCAUCUUGGUUGUUAGUUAUAUAGGUUGUUCCAAUGUGAAAUUCUUGGUAAAAUGGAUUUCUCAAUUGUCACUUUAAUUUUUCUUCGAUGAUUUAUCAUUACUUUGUUGUCUGCCUGUAUUUCUUUUUGGGCCAAUUUUAUGGUGUACAAGUGGGACGUAUCUUGUAUCAUGCACAAGUUGGCUUCUACUACUGGAUCAAUAAAUCACACAAUUGAAAGAAAAAAAAAAAAAGAGAUAUAUAUGAUGUGAUUAAUUGAUACAAUGGUGAAAAAUACACUUGUGCAUAGUAGACAAAGACUUAUUUUUCAUCCUUUUAGCUAUAGUUAUGAUUAAGAUUAAUUAGAGAUGUAAAUGAAUUGAUGCUAUUAGCUAUUCAUGAAUAAAUAAAUUUGUUUUGUUUAGUGCUUGAUAAA